Messenger RNA from Salvelinus fontinalis (brook trout), 1431 nucleotides. It is a transcript of the gene glod5, whose product is annotated as glyoxalase domain containing 5. The transcript has 4 exons. The record is from RefSeq and is a predicted model, not a curated record. The coding region runs from base 410 to 979 and encodes 189 amino acids. Lineage: Eukaryota; Metazoa; Chordata; Actinopteri; Salmoniformes; Salmonidae.
AGUAUAUAGAUCCGGUGAAAUAUCUGUCUCGUUGUUCUGUGUUCAUUCUACUUGCGCUUUGCCGAGCAGCGCAGAGCUGUUGGAAGGAAGUUCAUCAAGAUUCCCAUAACGAGUGUCGCAGCGUUCUAAUGGACUGGCUCAGUGCUAGAGGCGUCACUACAGACGCUGGUACGAUUCCGGGCUGUAUCACAACCGGCCGUGAUCGGGAGUCACACAGUGGCGGCGCAUAAUUGGCCCAACGUCGCCCGGGUUAGGGGAGGAUUUGACCGGGGUUGGCCGUAAUUGUAAAAUAAGUGUUUGUUCUGACUUGCCUAGUUAAAUAAAGGCUAAAGAAUAUAAUGUGGUAGGCAAAAUACUCUAGCAAUUACGGUAUUAUGCUCAAGGCAAUAAGAAGGAAGUGAAGGGUGGAAUGUCAUCCAUUUCUUUUCAACUCUACAAAGGAACGAUGGCGCUCCGGACUUUAGGUUGUCACUUGGGGCGUUUUCAAGGGAUUUACCGCCAGCUACAGCCCCGGUCCUGUGGGCUGGCUGUGUUGGGGGUGCGGGGGCUACCUGUGGGGGUGAGAUAUAAGAGCUCCGGCCCUGUACAGGUGAGUCACCUGGACCACCUGGUGUUGACCGUAAAGAGUGUUCCAGCCACCUGCACCUUCUACUCCUCUGUCCUGGGCAUGGAGGUCAUCACCUUUAAGGGUAACCGUAAGGCGCUGUGUUUUGGGAAGCAGAAGUUGAACCUGCACCAGGUGGGUCAGGAGUUUGAACCCAAGGCUUUGAGACCCACCUCAGGAUCAGCUGACCUCUGUCUCAUCACCUCCACCCCCCUGGCUGCUGUAGCUACACACCUACAGGCGUGUGGUGUGGAGAUAGAGGAGGGUCCGGUGGAGAGGAGUGGCGCGGUUGGACCCAUCACCUCUCUCUACUUCAGAGACCCAGACCACAACCUGAUAGAGGUCUCUAACUACAACCGACCAACCAAGGACUGAGGCCUUACGUCAACCUCUAACUACAUGUACAACAUCUACCUUCAACCGACCAACGAAGGAUUGAGGCCUUACGUCAACCUCUAACUACAUGUACGACAUCUACCUUCAACCGACCAACGAAGGAUUGAGGCCUUACGUCAACCUCUAACUACAUGUACAACAUCUACCUUCAACAGCCUUAGAACAACAAUUUAAAUGCAACAGAAGAACAAAGAACAAAGGGCAUUGUUAUAUUUUGUGUUUUUUGCUUCAGCCAACUUAUUUUUCUUUUGGCAGGAAGAUAACAGUAGUUAGAGUGAAGAGUUAGUGGUAAGGUAACCCUUAGGAGGACAACAAUGUAGUUCCUACGUGUCAUGUUUUGGCCUAGCCAGAUUUUGUAUUUUAGCCAAUUCCUUUGUUGUUUGGGGUGAUGACUUGCCUCGUUAAAUAAAAACAUGAAGGAAAAAAAACAA